Molecule: messenger RNA, 2733 nt
Organism: Toxotes jaculatrix (banded archerfish)
Lineage: Eukaryota; Metazoa; Chordata; Actinopteri; Toxotidae
Gene: rab2a
Product: RAB2A, member RAS oncogene family
Exons: 8
Coding region: 155-793 (212 amino acids)
Cellular component (GO): Golgi apparatus
Molecular function (GO): GTPase activity; GTP binding
Source: RefSeq, a predicted model, not a curated record
CGUAGCGCGGAGGCUUUGGCUGUUUAUUGUUCCUUCUUCAGCACAGACAGAGAAAAACAGGCUAACAAGCUGCCAGCUACCUUUUUCGAACGGUUCACGGUCAGUUAAACGAAGGUGUAACGGUCUAGACAAUUGACUGUACAACCCAGGGGCCAUGGCGUAUGCGUACCUCUUCAAAUACAUCAUCAUCGGAGACACGGGUGUGGGGAAGUCAUGUCUAUUACUACAGUUCACAGACAAGAGGUUUCAGCCAGUUCACGACCUCACCAUUGGUGUGGAGUUUGGAGCGAGGAUGAUCACUAUAGAUGGCAAACAGAUCAAACUGCAGAUCUGGGACACGGCUGGUCAGGAGUCGUUCCGGUCCAUCACCAGGUCUUACUACAGAGGAGCUGCAGGAGCACUGCUAGUCUAUGACAUCACAAGAAGGGACACAUUCAACCACUUGACGACCUGGUUAGAGGAUGCUCGCCAACAUUCCAACUCAAAUAUGGUCAUCAUGCUCAUUGGCAACAAGAGUGACCUGGAGUCAAGGAGAGAGGUGAAGAAAGAAGAAGGUGAAGCAUUUGCCAGAGAACACGGCCUCAUAUUUAUGGAGACCUCAGCCAAGACUGCCUCUAAUGUAGAGGAGGCUUUCAUCAACACAGCCAAGGAGAUCUAUGAGAAGAUCCAGGAGGGGGUGUUUGAUAUCAACAAUGAGGCUAAUGGUAUUAAGAUUGGACCCCAGCACCCUACCACCAACUCCACACUGACCGGUAGCCAGGGAGGCCAACAGGCUGGAGGGGGCUGCUGCUGAAGCCUCAAAACACACCUCCUCCUCCUCCUUCAACCCCAGCCCUUCCUCCUCCUCCUCCUCCUCCUCAUCGCCCUCUCCGACCCUUCCUUGCAUUUCUACAGAACUGUCCAGGCUCACUAACAGUUUGUUAACCUCUCUCUCUCUCUUUCUCUCUCUCUCUCUCUCUCUCGCUCUCUCUCUCUCUCUCUCUCUCUCUCUCUCUCUCUCUCUCCCGCUCCAUUCUAUCAUCCAUCCCUCCCCCUCUGUGUCUUUUUCUCUCUCUCUUUCAGCCAUGUCUUUCCUAAGUCUCUUGACCAUACCUAGGGGUCUAGAGUCUGUGUUCUCAUAAAUCAGCCUGACUUCCUGCAGUCUUAUGAGGAUAGAGUCAGCUUCACCUGCAGAUGUGCCCACUAAAUUCUCAAGUUUUACAGUUCACUUUUUUUUUUGUUUUGGUUAUAUAAACAGGUUUUAAUCUUUUUAUUUAAAGGCAUCGAUGUAUCUUAAUCCAUGAGGAUGAUGUUGGGAUAAUUCAGAACCUCAAAAUCAUAAAAAACAAAACAAAACGACAACUAUAUUUUCAGUAACGGUGAGGUGACUUUGUCCAGACAGAGACAGGAUUGUGGGGAGAGAUUAAACACACUCUGAGCAACUGAUGAUAUGGAAUAAAGCAGGCGCUGUGUUGUGUCUGUACACACAUUUGUACAUGUUUGUAAAGGAAAUUACACAGCACGUUGACAGCAGGACGUGUCUCUGCAUGUUGAGUCAGUUUUCAUGCUGUGCCUGUGUGUGUAUGAUGAUAUAGGUAUUCCAGUAUGUCAGGUUGUAAGAUGGAGGAGGCGUUCAAGUCACUCUGUGUUUUCUGUCCAUGAAAGAAUGUGCAAAUGGUGUCAUUUUGUGCGUCCUUUCCCUAUUUUUCAUCAUGUUACUUUGUUCUUGCUCUGUCUUUGUGUCCUCUUUUUUUUUUUUUUUUUGUUGCGGAUGAUUUGUAUUUAAUGAACACUACAAACUGGUUGUGGCUUAAAAAAAAAGUGUUUUAAAUUGUCUCUGGGGAGGGAAUAAAAAGACCAAACUGUUGAGUGUGAAAAUAGAUCCUUUUCAGAAAUGAUACAAAAGACAAGCAGGACAGUCAAAGAAACAUGAGGGGAUGUUGAGAGCAGUGGCUGCCAUUAUGAAAUUAAUGAAUAAAAAGGAACACAGAUUGGAAAUCAAAACUCCUUUUUUUUUUGUAAACUGUAUUUAUCAGGCAUAUUUCUGUGUAUAUAUGGCUCUUCAGGUUUCUGUAGCUUUUAUUAUUUUUUUUUUCUGCUGUUCAGGCUGGAGCUUGGCACAUUGUUGUGGUCUAAUUAUUUCUUUACCAGGGCUUGUUUUGGUCCUCCAAGCAGCUUUUUACCAUUUCUAACAGUUGUCAUUUAAACCCAAAGGUACCGAGCCACCCUGUUACAUUAGGGUUGGAGGUGCCCUUUCUUUUAAAUGAUGAAAAUGAAUGAUAACAAGGUGUUAACGUGACCGUACAGAGGCAUUGAAGGUCCCCGGUGGAGAACAGACUCUAACUGAAAAUGUCAAGGCUUCUUCCUUUUAAGCAAGUUCAUAUUUUUACCAUGAAUUAGCUGGCAGAUAGAUAAUGUAUACAGCUUAGAGCUUGGUCAACGACUGCUGCAGCGUAUUGUUUUCUUUUUUGCUUCCAGAUCGACGAUGUAAUAGGCGCCAUUUUAAAGUUAUGAUCAUAUUUCACUACUUCAGUUGCUUAUGGUUCAUCCCUCCCUCUCACCCCUCCCCCCCCCCCCUUCUUCUCUCUCUUUCUCAGACUGUGUGGUAAUAUUAGCUGUGUACCUGUUUUUAAUGCCAAAUUAUUGUUUACCUGUGUUUUGUCCAAAAAGUAAAAAGGAAAAAAAAAAAAGUCAAAAAAUUCAACUAAGCCCCUGUGAUCUGACCUGAGAUCAGCUGUCUGCCUUAACUCCACC